AUGGACUACACAACCAUAUUUUCCAAUCUCUAUACUGUUUUAAAAGCAGCAUCUUCAAAAUGUAAGGUAAUAGACGAGAAAUUUCCCAGUGAAUUCUUCGAGAAGGACCCUAAAAAGAUAUUUACUGCAUACGGCAAAUUUUUGAAGUCCAGAAGUGAUGCUGAGGGCAACAUCAAAGACGAAGAUGAGAUUUCUCUUACCACAAUAUCUACGCGUUUCGAGCAGAAUGAAUACAGCAAAAGAGAAGAUGGGCUCUAUGGAUUGUACCAUGAUCUUAAACUAGUUUGUACUCUGUUAGUUCAUUUUCACCCACAAGGGACUAGAAAUUACCAAAUGGUUGAUAAGUUUUAUAAAUUUGCCACUGAAUUACUGUUGAGAGAGUGCUAUAGGUUGGGUAUCAUGCUACUCGAAGAUGAUAUGGACCAAUACUCAGAGGAAAAGACAGCUUUUUACAACACUGUAUCAUACGACUUCAUUAAGAUUUCAGUGGGAUACUCGGUACCCUAUGUUGAAAACUAUUAUAUAUCAUCUGGUGAUAUGGACCUCUUUUCAUCAGCUAUUUCUAAGUCCUCCCUUGAUCAAAGGAACACUGAGCUACCCAAUAAUAACUUUACAGUAAACAAGGUUGUUACCAGAAGUGAGGACAACAUCGCGCCUCCUAUGGGAUUCCUUGCUGCCAAUGUGAGCAAUAUUCCAGAUCCUACGCUGCCUCCGACUGAAAUGAUGACAAAAUUUCUACAUCCCAAUUGGUAUGCUUUACCAACGACAGUCUGGCUAGAGUAUGGUGAUUACAAAUCUUGGGCACCAUGCUUUAAUGAGAGCGGAACAGUUUUGGAUGCGGGCCGUAGGGGUAUCAUAUGGUUGGAAAAGAUUGGGUACAUGACGCUUUGGAGAAUGAAGAGCAAUGAUGAAAAGGAAAAAAAGACCGGAGAAAAGACAGAAUCUAAUCAGACAGAAAAUAAUAUAGACCGUGGAGUGGAUGAUGAAAUCAAUGGAGGGACAGAUGAUGAAGCCAAUGGAGGGAAAGAUGCCGAUAAGGAUAACCAAAACGACGUCAAAGGAGAAGACGAUUUCAAUGGAAAAGAAGUGGUUUCUCCCAAAGAGUUGGCACCUUCUGAACCAAUAUCCAUCAAACUUGAAAAUCUUUACAACUGGUCACCUGGGAACAACAUUCAACAAGAUGAGUUGAAAGCUUUUUCAGAGGGAUUGCAAAGCAAGCUAAUCACGGAAACAUUACUUAAAAUAAAAAUACUCAAGCAAAAGAGACUUAAGCUAAAAAGAGUUUCGAACCCAUCAUCUGAAGAAAGAAGGCUAUUCUUUAAAGUUCAAAGACUAUUAAGGGAAGUGAUAAUUGCUAAACAACCAAAAUCAGUGCCUCAGGCAUAUGCUAGGUCAUUCCCUGUCCUUCAAGCGAAUUAUACGGGUAGCAUACCUGUAGCACGGACGAUGCAAAUGAGGAAGAAAAAAUACAAGAAAUAG
Messenger RNA from Lachancea fermentati, 1479 nucleotides. The record is from the annotation of a GenBank genome assembly. Lineage: Eukaryota; Fungi; Ascomycota; Saccharomycetes; Saccharomycetales; Saccharomycetaceae.